Exophiala oligosperma is the source of this 1006-nucleotide messenger RNA. RefSeq lists its product as uncharacterized. The transcript has 3 exons. The coding region runs from base 528 to 884 and encodes 118 amino acids. The record is from RefSeq and is a predicted model, not a curated record. Lineage: Eukaryota; Fungi; Ascomycota; Eurotiomycetes; Chaetothyriales; Herpotrichiellaceae.
GCCACCUUUACCUACACCAGGUCUUCCCCAUAUUUUGUCACCUCAUAACUCCGACCCAACCCUGCGACGAACUCGCCUCUUCAACGAUCUGUCGAUUGAUAUUCGCAAAAGUCGACUACACUCUUGUUCACUCCCGCGACCCAAUUACCACAAUCCCAAACGCAUAAGGGAAAUCAUAUCAUCUCCAUCGAUCGCACCUCUGACCUCCAAGACACGCACACACAAUGUCUGAUCUCCUGCAAGAGAUGGCCGAUGUGCCAAAGGACUUUUUCAAGGAUGGAACACAGUUCAUCAACAGAUGCACAAAGCCCGACCGAAGAGAAUUCAUCAAGAUCUCGCAAGCCGUGGGAAUGGGAUUCUUGAUCAUGGGAGCAAUCGGUUACUUUAUCAAGCUGAUACACAUCCCAGUCAACAACGUAUUAGUAGGUUGAUUGACCGAGUACGUCCAGCCACACAUACGGUACAGACAACGCUCUUGCUCCAGCAGCCACACGAGUUCCAAAGCGAAAGGAAGGAGCGGAAUUAUAAUGAUCAAAAAUCCUUGUUUCUUUGUACCAAUACCAUACCAGCCAGACAGAGUCGGGGAGAGGCAAUUCCCUUUUGAAAAAAAUCGCAACGCAAUGCCACAGACUUUCUUCUUUUGUUUUUUCCCUGUACCACUGGCAGAAGACCAUCUUACCUGGGCAACACGUUUUUCCACCCCCCCAUACACGUUUUACCACUUCGCCGCAAGUUUGUCUAUUAUAUCUUCGGGAAUAAUUUUCCCUGUCGAUGAACGACUUCCACGUCCAUCAUGGCACGACAUUAUCUCGCGCGUGAAGAGAACCCACAAAAAUGACAGUUCGAGUCAUCAGCCGGGAGAUUGUCAGUGCCAUCCGUGGUAACGCCGCAGGCACAAAGGGGACAUGAUGGUCCAACAGGUUUCAGAUUCAAAUGUUUCUUGGAUGUUUUCACUCUUCCUCUUUUGUUCAAAACAAUACGGAGUAAAAUAAUUGGAUUUGCGAAA